This is a messenger RNA of Parathielavia appendiculata, 270 nucleotides long. RefSeq lists its product as uncharacterized. The record is from RefSeq and is a predicted model, not a curated record. The transcript has a single exon. Bases 54 to 242 code for a protein of 62 amino acids. NCBI's taxonomy places the organism in Eukaryota, Fungi, Ascomycota, Sordariomycetes, Sordariales, Chaetomiaceae.
UGGAGGCCGACUUCUGCGGCAACUGACAAACUCUCCCACUUGCCUGUCUCAGCAUGGAUGGGAGGGUCGAGACCGAAAUCAACAUGUCGCCCACCUGCGUUCUUUUGAGGUGGCGUUCCCCGGCUGCAGGGAUGGACCUAAAACCUUCGAGAAGACCUCCCGACAUGGAACGGCUGAUGCCCAUUGGAGUGAUCAACCCUCUGUUCCUGCUUUUGUGGUCCAUGGUGGGGGGCAGAACUUGACAGUGGGAGACGUGCGGGAAAUAGCAGG